CCGCGCACGUCAGCGCGUCACCGCCCCUCCUGCAGUUUGUUUCAGACAUGGCUGCUCUCAGUAAGAUUCCACACAGCUGUCACGAAGUCGGACACACCUGGGACCCGUCAUGUGUCCAAGCUGCUGUGGACGUCACCAGCGGGGCUCUGGAGGUCUCCUUCAAAAUAUACGCCCUUCUCUACCUGAUAGCAGCCGUUCUUCGGAGGAAGAAGAAGGACUACUAUUUAAAAAGGCUUCUCCCUGAGAUCCUGCAGUCUACGUCUUUCCUGACGGCCAAUGGAGGUCUUUACAUUGUUUUCUUUUGCAUUCUCAGGAAACUGUUUGGAGGGUUCUACUCCUGGUCCUCUGGGUUUGGCGCUGCUCUGCCUGCCUCCUACCUCGCCAUCCUGCUAGAGCGCAAAAGCAGGAGAGGACUGCUGACGAUAUACAUGGCAAAUCUUGCCAGUGAGACUUUGUUCCGCAUGGCAGUGACACGAGGUUUCAUCAGACCUAUCAAACAUGGCGAGGUGCUUUUGUUCUCCAUAACUGCAUCAGUCUUCAUGUUCCUCUUCAGGAGUAAUGAUGGUCUCAAAGGCUUUGCAUUUUCUGCAUUAAAAUUCAUUAUUGGGAAAGAAGAGAUUCCAUCUCACCCGAACACGUCAGACGCUGCCGUGACGAGUCCCCCUGAGCGUUUGGAGGCUUCGGCAGAAGAAAGACCCAGCCUCAGGAGGACAGCUCUGACCACUUACACCAGAGGGCUGCUGAAGUCACUAUGCAAACGUGGUCCAAGACACAGAUGCUGUAAACAUUACCAAGACAACUGCAUUUCCUACUGCGUUAAAGGGUUCGUCAGGAUGUUCAGUGUUGGUUAUCUGAUCCAGUGUUGUCUGAAAGUGCCCUCAGCAUUCAGACAGAUGUUCUCCAAACCUUCACGGCUUCCCUCUGUCUUCUACAACAAGGAGAACUUCCAGCUGGCGGCCUUCCUCGGCUCUUUUGUCAGUAUUUAUAAGGGAACCAGCUGCUUGUUGCGCUGGGUACGCAACAUCGACGAUGAGCUCCAUGCGCUGAUAGCUGGCUUCCUGGCUGGGAUCUCGAUGUUCUUCUACAAAAGCACGUCUAUAACCAUGUAUCUGUUCUCAAAGCUGGUGGAGACCAUGUACUUCAAGGGCAUCGAGGCCGGCCACUUUCCUUACUUUCCCCAUGCAGACACACUCAUUUAUGCCGUCUCUACAGCGAUCUGUUUUCAGGCUGCGGUGAUGGAAGUGCAGAACCUCAGGCCUUCAUACUGGAAGUUCCUGCUGCGUCUAACGAAGGGCAGAUUUGCUCUGAUGAACCGGGAGUUGCUCGACGUGUUUGGAACUCAAGCUUCCAUGAACUUUAAAGGCUUCGUGCCCAAACUGGACCCUCGCCACCUCGCAGUGCCCGGCCUAACCGCGCUCCCACCUGGAAGUGACAUCCACAUUGGUUGACUUUAGAAGAGAUCUUUAUCUUUACCUUAAGACAAAUGGACAGGUUUAUUGUUUUUUGACAGUAAAUUCAGGAUUUUUCCCAACGUGAAAUACCUGGAACUGCUUAGGAGGAACGUAGUGCUCAGAGUUUGGAUUUACUUUGGAGGAUGCAAAAAGACGACGAUCUGUCCAAAGCAGGGCACUGUGAGGGUUGAUGGUGGAACAGACUGAAUACUUAAAGAUAAAAACAAAUGAUCUGCUGUUUUUAUACAUUUCACAAAUAUGCUGAAGCUGGGUUGGGUGGAGCAGGCUUCCUCUCCAUCAUAGGAGUCUCUUUCCUUCUUAGCUUUAAAACAACUCAAUUUUUACAACUGUUCUUAUGAUCAUGGUGACUGAACUUGUCCGAAUGUUUGUGUUCAAACCAUAAAAGACACAAAAACACAAUUAUUUAGUGUCUUGAUUCAUAAUUUGGUUGGAAAAACCUCAAAGGUGUUUUGGUUUAAAAAGAAAACUGGAAUUUAAUGUAAUUUUGUGAGUUUUCUGUUAAAACAGAUUAGAGAAUUAAUUAAAUGCAAGUAAAUUAUCAUCAUCCACUUCCAUAGGAUUUGUAAUGCUAGACGUGUAACACUACACAGAAGCACCAAGGACCACUCAGAGGGUGCAGCGGUAAAUAUGGAAGAUCAAGCUGGAGUAAUACUUGAAAACUCAUUUUUAUUAUUAAGGUCUGAGAAAUCACAAGAAUGUUAAUUAGAUGAUGUCGGUAUUAUAAGAAGUGUCAGAAAAACUGAUUUUGCUAGAGAUUCGGUUUGACUUGCAUAAAAUAUUUAUUCAUUUUCUUUUCAGUCUGUGAAACGAAUAAAUCAGCAGUGAUGAUUAAUGGAAGAAUGUAGCCUUAUCAAAUAUUUUAACAAUGAAUUAUGGAGAUGAUGUAUGUACAUUGAGAGGUUAAAUACAGAGGUUAUAGUGAAAUGUUUAAUAAAUAUUUGAAUUUCCACAA
Messenger RNA from Nothobranchius furzeri (turquoise killifish), 2424 nucleotides. It is a transcript of the gene tmem135, whose product is annotated as transmembrane protein 135. The record is from RefSeq and is a predicted model, not a curated record. Lineage: Eukaryota; Metazoa; Chordata; Actinopteri; Cyprinodontiformes; Nothobranchiidae.